UUCCUUAAGAAGUAACAAUAGUCGUUUUAACGAGCGACUUGCAAAGUAGGUGAAUAUAAUCGGAUAGCUGAACGACACCGUUUAACAUUCUCUCCCGCCAAUACUGGUAAAAACGUGGCAAAACUAACGAUAAUCAACACCGUUAUAUAUCCAGGUGUCACGUUUAACAGCCCGGUCACUCCAUCACUUUCACUUCCUCCUUCCCAAACCUGAACAGUCCCUCACAAUCACCUCGCUCUUGCAAUUUGCAACCCUAAAUGGCUCUGUCUUUGAUUCCUAUUCAAUCAAAACAUCACCGAAACAGCACAACUAACCGCUGCUAUAUCUUCUUCUUCUUCUUCCGCAACAGCAGCACUGAGUCGACUCGGACAGAGUUUCCGGCUGGCAACGCGUACGAUAUUUUAGGAGUUUCGGAGACUUGCUCGUUCGCCGAAAUUAAAAUCUCGUUUCGGAAAUUAGCUAAAGAAACUCACCCGGACCUCGCCAAUUCAAAUAACGAUUCUUCUGCUUCUCAUCGUUUCAUUCAGAUACUCGCUGCUUAUGAGAUUCUUUCAGAUACCGAGAGAAGAACUCACUAUGACAACUUUCUUAGGUCUCAGAGAAAGGAUGUGCAGAAGGAUUCUAGAGAAGGUUCAACAUUUUACAUGUAUAAAUCUGAGAUGGCUAGAAGUAAAGAGAUGGAAGUUGUUGAAUGGUUGAAGUGGUAUAGAUUAGCUAUAAAUGACAUAUUGUUAGAGAAGAAAGUGGUGGUUGGAACUGGCUAUUUUGAUGUACUUGAAGCUGAUUUUUAUUCAGCCAUACAUGCAGCUUAUUACGGCCCUGUAAUCGAGUCUAUGGAUCUUCUUCCUGACCGUUUUGAGGCAGAGGAGAGGUCUGUCUAUGAAACUCCUGAAGUCCUACACUUGGUUUCAGGGCGUGAUCUUUUUGGGAUGGUCUGCCUGGCCAAUAAAGUUCCUGAAUUGACUUCUGCUUGCACUAAAAAGUUGACUUCUACGUCUUUUGAUUUAGGAAUAUGUGAAUACAUUGCAAAUACAAGCACGUUUUUGUAUUGUAAUGAAGUGAAUGAUGUGGGAUUGUCUCAGAUGCAUGUGACGAAUAUUUCAAGUCACACAUUGGAUGCAUAUAGAGAUUUAGAAUUGCAUGUAGGUGGAAAGGUGGUUGCUAUGGCCACUAGAGUUCCUCCUAAAAGCCAAAGUAAUGGAGUAAAGAAUGAAGGUGCUGAAGAUCAAAUACAUGUUUUUCUUAAUUCAGAUGAUAAUUCCAUGCAUCACAGAAGUGGGUUUUCUGAGGAUUCUGUUUUGGGUGGUGAAGUUGGAUGGAGGAUUCCACUGGGAAUUAUAACAGGAUUGGGGACCAGUCCUGAGGAGGGAUCAUGCUUUGUCUAUGAUAGGAGUGGCACAAAAACCCAUGUCAUAAUGAAACAUAGAACAUUGCUGGUAAAGCAUAUGCACUGGUAUCCAGUAGGAGAUAAAGUUUCUAUUUGCGAAUGUAGGUGUAGUAGAGCUCGACUACCACCAAGCAAAUUUUGGCUGUUUGAACCUCGUUGUGACAUGCAUGAUGUAGGUGGUUGGUAUAUUGAAACAUUCGGUAGAGAUAAGAAAGGCCAGACAGUCCCAUGUCAGAGGUAUUGGGAUGGCUUUAAUGGAAGUGAGCAAUAUGACAAGAGACUCCAUCCAGCAAUGUAUUUACUUGCUCUUGCAUAUAGAUCACUAGAUAUUGAAGAUGCAAAAAGAAGGAAACGAACAUUCAGGGGCAUUGUUGAAGGUCAACUGUUUAAAAUUCUUCAUUGGUGCAAGAGACUUGUUUAGGAACUAGCGCCAUUACAAUGUUCAGUAUCUGCUUCACCACUCUGGCUCUCUCAAGUUGUUUUUCUGUGGGUUUGAACAAUGAAUUGUUUUUGUGCAUAGCCAUAUAGUUGGCCAAGGAAUUUGCACUAGCAAGUGGCAACUUCUGGGUUAUUUGGAAGGAGUAUUCUUAAGAGUUCUCCGGGCAAGAAAUUAUUUAAAAUUGAUGCAUUGGGGUGUUAAAUAUUUGAUAUUACAAAAGCUUUAGGUCAUAGCAUAUUGAAGUUAAAAUUUUUUUUUCAAGGUUGAAGAUUAUGUGAAUAAUCUUAUUUUAUCAUCAACCAUCAAUAAUGUUUUGGACUGCCAACAGUUUCUUCAGAACCUGUCUUUGUGGAUCCUGCUAUAGUAGAUGGCUUCAGAGGCGCACAGAUUAAGGGUUCUCAUUAAUGCUGCUAACUGGAUCAACAGAUAUGCCUCGUCGGAUGUCAUCAGGGGCAUUACUUUUGUGCUACUUCUGUUGCCAAAUCCAAAAAAGCCUCUUUUUGCCAAUUUUUGCACCAAAUGUUCUUGAAAUUGCUCCCAGUGAUGGAAGUCGUGUACAUCUUGUCAAGAAUAAACUGCAGGCCCAAUUGGGGGUUCCUAUAUAUUCUUUUUCCUAAUGCAUAGGCAAGGAUACUGGCAUUGUUUCCUUGAAAUCGAUCCACAUGUUGGUUGGUUUGAUCUUUUCCAGAGUAUCAUUCUUGUGUAGUAGACUGGUCUUCCAUCAGCAGCCUUGGCAGCAGCUGCCGCCAAAUCAUCAUCAGCCAUAACCUCUACUGGCAAACUAAGCAACUCUUCUUUUCUACAAAAUGUACAAGAAAGUAGUUGUUUUGAAAGAAAUUCUGGACUGGUGUGGCAAAGACAAAUAAUAAUACUGCUGUGACAAGUAAUGCACCCGUUCCGACUAGCGUUUGUUUCAACAGUGAGAUGACUGGUUUAACCUGGAGGCUAGAAUUUUCCUUAUCAAUCCCAUUUGUAUUAAAGGAGUUUAAAGACAAGAUGACUGAGUUAGCACUCAUCAGGACGAUCAGCUGAGGACAUUUUGGUUGCCAGUUGGUGCAAUUGCAGCAAAGUGGAGACUUGAGUUUAUAUUUCGGUCUUACACAUUAAAGCAUGUGACAUUGCUACCUAAUGUUUUUAUCUUUUUCUGCAUCACUUAUGCUAACUUUCUGUUCUGCUGUAAUGCAAUAUCUGCCUUGUUUGUGUUAUAACCUAUUAAUAUUAACUUUAUGGGACAGGAAAAUGCAUGCUGCAAGCAGAGAGAGAAAAGAGAGAGCUUACCUCUGGUGGCUUUACCCACAUUUGUCCAUCAUACCAUCCACUCUCUUCAUAUGGGACAACCGCAGAUAGAAGUCUAUCUCCAACAUAACUCCAUCCCUUUAAUAUACAUGUGGAGAUAUGUUAAAAGUCCAAAUGGCAAGAUGAUGAGUUUGUGGAGUAAAAAUUAAAAAAGCAAUCACUAAUACAAAGGUAUAGAAAUUUUAAGAAUAAGCAGUUCAACUAACAAAUAUAUGGUACAGGAUUUAACCCUUUGUUAGCAUUCUUUAAAAUUCUCUUUUGGAUGCUUAAAUAAUACCAUGCAUGAAGGAUUCGUGUGGGAAAGGUGAAGGAUUCGGUUGAUUUAUACAUUAUGUUUGAGUUUAUCCAAUUUUGGUAAUUUCAGAUUAGUUAUCAAAACUCUGAUCUCAACUGUAAAAAAGAGGGAAAAAAAAGAAGCUUCAAUUUACUUUCCCUGCGCGCCCCCCUUUCCUGAGUCUCCUGUUAAGGAGAUCAUCUGUACGUCUGCUCUGAAGUAGAAGAUCAACGUCAUCACAGCUUAAAGUGGUAUUAGUCAGUCAAAAAGAUGAUUGCACUUCCAUAUGUAGGAGAAGUUGUACAAUCACAAUAUUUGGCCUUUGUCUAGCUAAUAAGGUAAGUAAACUUAUAUAUGUAGAGAAGCUCUACAACAGCUUCUUGGCUCAAUGGCAGGUUGGCAAAUACCUCUUUUAGGUACACAAAUGAGAAAAAUGAAUUACUAAUUACUAAUUAAAAUAGUUUUGUGAUUUCUGAAAGAGGGCGAUGAUGUAGCCUGGUUGGCUUCAAAUAAGUUCCCCUAAUACUUUGCAGUCCGAAUAUCAUAUUUGUUUUGUUAUUUCUAACCGAUUAUAUAUAGAAGGUUUCCUGGAGCAACUGCUCUCAUGUAUGUUCACACCAAAAGCAUAGCCAUAUUCUCUGGGAAUAUAAUGAGCUUCAUGAAAAAGUAGGAGUGGUGAUGAAGAUAUCGAAUAAAAAAAAAAUACGAGUGGUGAAGAUACCAGAUAAAUCCGAAGGAUGAUUAAUGACACAAGAAGCAGAGUUCCUGUUCCAGCAGCCAGCACAAAUCUUAAUGGCUCCUGCAAAAUUUGCACAUAUAAUGAAGUUAUAGUGUAUAUGUUUUUUGUAAUUCAGAUACAUGUGAUGCUUCACAUGUUAGCUUCUCUGCUUGUGGUUCUUGGUCAUCAAAAAAUGAAUCUAGUAUUGAAAGUAGAGCUUCGUCUCACUUAUUAGAAAGCUUGUAACAAUAAAAAAAUUGUUUCGAGAACUAUUAUGGGAUAAGGCAAUUUCUGUUCCAAUUUAGAUGGUCUUCUGCUUGCCAUUUUGUUUGCAAAUAAUAAUUGUGACUUACCCUUUCAGGAUUGAAACUUGCAGCUGAGAUUGGAACUCCAAGAACUGUGAAGGUCACUAACCAGAGACCUCCAAGACGGAGGAAAAGUGGCCCUGGAGCCAGCUCCCCCCAAGAAUACAAGGGUCCAUCUUUCAGAGAUGCAUACUCAUUCACCUGCAGAGUUACAAAAUGAGUAGUGUUAAGUAUGGCUAAGGUUUUCUAAAUUUUUAGGAAUCAGAAUUCCCUUCAAUCAACUAUAAUCUGUUCAGGAUUAUGAUACCCUCAAUCUAUCAUUCAUUCUCCA
This is a messenger RNA of Ricinus communis (castor bean), 4750 nucleotides long. RefSeq lists its product as uncharacterized. The record is from RefSeq and is a predicted model, not a curated record. The transcript is spliced from 9 exons. NCBI's taxonomy places the organism in Eukaryota, Viridiplantae, Streptophyta, Magnoliopsida, Malpighiales, Euphorbiaceae. The coding region runs from base 258 to 1808 and encodes 516 amino acids.